AUGAAUUAAUAAGCAAAUGUUAAGUAUGAGUUCGAAGACUUGAAAUAGAUAGUGAAGGAGGGUUGGAUGGAUAAGUAAUCGAGAUUCCUCAAGAAGUGGCAUAAACGCUGGGUCGUAUUAACUAAUUUCACUUUAUACACCUUCAAGAAGUAAUAACAAUACAAUAAUCCCACAGAAGUGAUUGAUCUCAAUCACAUUGUCUCAAUCAAAUAGGCAGAUGAUCAAGAAUUACAAAAAGUGAAUUCGAUUAGCAUCCAAACUCAUGAUUCCAUUUUUUAUUUAGUUGCCCAAGAUGAGUAAUAGUAAUAAUAGUGGAUCAACCUCAUAAGUAGUCAUAUGCUCAAAUUGCAGAAUAAAAUUAAAUUGUAAUAAUGA
This is a messenger RNA of Paramecium tetraurelia, 375 nucleotides long. RefSeq lists its product as uncharacterized. The record is from RefSeq and is a predicted model, not a curated record. The transcript has 3 exons. Lineage: Eukaryota; Ciliophora; Oligohymenophorea; Peniculida; Parameciidae.